Quercus robur (English oak) is the source of this 3759-nucleotide messenger RNA. Its product is annotated as transcription termination factor MTERF4, chloroplastic-like. Gene Ontology annotation, biological process: regulation of DNA-templated transcription; chloroplast organization. Gene Ontology annotation, molecular function: double-stranded DNA binding. The coding region runs from base 291 to 1511 and encodes 406 amino acids. NCBI's taxonomy places the organism in Eukaryota, Viridiplantae, Streptophyta, Magnoliopsida, Fagales, Fagaceae. The record is from RefSeq and is a predicted model, not a curated record. The transcript has a single exon. Gene Ontology annotation, cellular component: chloroplast.
GAGCUAAACAAAGAACUGUAAAAUUAAAGGCACAAAACAUUUAUACUUUAUUAUAUAGUUCCUUUAAACGACACACCCUUUCCACAUAAACGACACACAACGUUUAUAUACCCUGUUCCCAAACCUUUCCUGCCCAAAAUUUUCUCUCUUUUUCUCAAAUCAGUUCUGGGAUUUACAUACCCAUGAAGCAUAAUGCAUAGCUCAGUGGCCAUUAGUCCCGAAGGAUUAAUCAGACAAUCAAACUCGCCCAGUUGAAGCUGAUUCAGGCAAACUCGGUGAGUGAGUCAAUUAUGUUUGCUUUUCUCUCUUCAAGACAGCUACUUUUUAUCACACAUAGGAAUAGGAGGACCCAAUUUCAAUUGGGUCUUCUUCAGAAAACUGCUUUCUUUAGCAUCAAAUCAUUUUCUUCAUUCGGUUUAUCUAAACCAAAACAACAAAAUGAAGCUCAAAGACAUUCUUUUACAGUGUGUUAUCUCAUAAACUCAUGUGGGUUCUCACCAAAAUCUGCUCUUUUAGCAUCCCAUAAUGUACACUUUGAAAACCCGGAUAAACCAGAUUCAGUGCUUAAUCUUCUCAAGCAUAAUGGAUUCAACGAUACCCACAUCACAAAACUUAUCAGGCAAUUCCCACGGCUUCUUUUAUAUAAUCCUAAGAAUACCCUUUUGCCCAAAAUUAAGUUUUUCCGUUCAAUAGGGAUUUCAACCUCUGACCUCCCUAGAAUCCUCAGUACAAGCCCUGAACUACUGAAAAGGAGUUUGAAGAACCAUCUUAUUCCUUGCUAUGAUGUCCUCAAGAGUUUGCUUGUUGAGAAUGAGAAGGUCAUUAAAACUUUGAGGCGCUCGCAUUUGUCUUUACAAUACAUAACUAUCAGUAUUGUUCCAAAUGUUGAACUUCUGAGAGAAGUUGGAGUACCUCAAUCCAACAUCUCUUACUUGGUGACUACUUGUCCCUUUGUAGCAACCAUCCAACGUAGUAAGUUAGUGAAAGCUAUCCAGGAGGUUAAGGAAAUGGGUAUUGAUCCUUCUAAAAUUGUGUUUGUGCAAGCAAUCAUUGUGGUUUUGACAUCAAAAAGACCAAUGUGGGAAUAUAAAUUUGAGAUUUUCAAGAGGUGGGGUUGGUCUAAGGAGGAUACUCUCCUAGCAUUUAAAAAGGAUCCAAAUUUUAUGCAAUUGUCAGAGAAGAAUAUCAUGAAAACAAUGAAUUUCCUUGUGAAUAAAUUGGGACGGCCAUCAACAGAUAUUGCUAGAAAUCCUGUGGUUCUGCAUUUAAGCUUGGAGAAGAGGAUUAUCCCUAGGUGUUCAGUAAUUCAAAUUUUGGUAGCCAAUCAUUUGGUCAAGGAUGAUUUAAGCUUUUCAUCUUUCUUAUUAGUGAAUGAGAAGUUGUUUUUGGAGAAGUAUGUGAGCAAAUUUCAGUACAUUGCUCCUCAAUUGUUGAGUUUGUAUCAAAAUAAGAUGGAUCUUCUGGAUGUAGAAAUUCAAUUUGAGAAGGUAGGUGAGACUAAACAGUUGUAACAUUUUUUUUUUCAAUAUAAUGUUAUAACAUUUUGUUUUCAAUAUAAUGUUAUAACAUUUUGUUUUUACUAUAAUGUUAUUCUUGAUGUUGAUGAUCAUGGUUGCUCGUUUUUGUAUUUAUUAGAUAUUGGAUUUGCAUUAACCCAUAGUAUUUUUUACAUAUCUAGGCACUUUCCAAAACGACAACCUGAAUUAUUAUGCUUUUGCACGUGUUGACAAAUUUUCAAACAAAAGUCAGCAACUCACAUGUGUUACUACUUGUGUACAGAGAAAAGGACCCUAGAAUUAGGAGUCUUCUGAUUAGAUGGGACAUUAGUAACUUAGAUGGCUUUGGAUUAGCUUCCAACUUUGUUAAAUGCUUAAUUUGUUUUGUACUAUUUACUCAAGGCUGUACCAUAUGCAUUCACCUAGCAAUGUCAUCUAAUUUUCCUACGUCACAUCUAUUGCAAGAUUUCAAAUAAAUGGAGUCUUUUGACAAUUUUGUUCUCUUAACAAUUCACUCACUUACUCUAAAGCAGAUAGAGCUAAAAGCCUAAAAGUAGCAUUCUCAAAUUGGGAACUCAUGGAUCUGGCUUCUAUUUUUCCUUUAUAAUUAAAAAUGCAACUUUAGUUUAUGUGACCCAAAACUCUAUUGUCAAAAUUUACUAUGUUUGGUACAUCUUUAAGCAUGUUGAUUUGCAUUAUCAAUGUUUAUGGCUGUGAAUUGUGUGGAUGUUCAGUAUUUUAAGUUUUCUAGUGUGAUCAUAGACUCAUCUGUCGUAGGUAUACUUCAUUACCACUGUCUAGUCUUGAAUAACUUAAUUGUAUGUACUAUCCUUUGAGUUUUGUAUAAUUUUUUGUUUAGCAUGCUUUGGUGCUGACUUGUCAAGUGUUGUCAGUUAGACUUAGAGGCAAAUCAAAUUUUUCUUACCUUAAUAUUUUCAAAAAUGCACUAACAGUCUUAAGUUGAAUAUAUUUUUUUGAUGAUGGUUGAAAACACUUACAUGCUACAUGCUACAUAUGCUGCCCCCACAGUUCCAACCCACGCCUUCCCCUUGCUGCCUCAAGCACUUCGUACUUGGGGAGGUACCAACUCACCCAAAUGGUGUGGCGGUUCUUACAUUGAAUAUUUUAAUGUCAUGUAGGCCCUGGACAAUGAGAUUUGAUUUUUAGACAAGUUCCAUUUGCAUUGGGUAAGCAACUUUUGGUUUAAUACUAGAGGGUGGUGAUGUGUUUUUGUGGAUUACGUUUGAAAGAAAAGCUAUAGGGUUGUUGAAUCCAGUUGGGUAUAUAGAGGCAAGAAAAGAAACAAAGGUAAUUUCUACAAACAACAAUGAAAAUUUUUCUAUAAUAUCUGAGUGUGGGUUGGAGACGAUAUAUUGGAGAAUUUGGUUGGGAUUGAAUAUUAAUUGCUUGUUCCUGCUGUGAUAAGCGUUUGGGUGUCAAAGAUUGGAAUGUAGGUAUGAGAUAUAGAAGGGUAACCUGUUAACAGCCAAUAAAGAAUGGGGUUUUUGGAAGCCCAAUUGUGAGUUGAGGGUGAUUGAGCCUUGAGAGAGCAGCUGGUUUGGGAUGGUUGUGUUCAUGGUUUAAUUAAGGAUGGUUCAUAUAUGUAUUUUUGGAUAAGCACUCUAACUAAAAUUUCAUUUUGGUUAACUGGUUAAUAAUCCAAUUUGGAUAAUUUUUUGGACUUGUUAGUUAAGCAUAUUUUAGCUAGACUAGCCGCUUGGCUAUUCCAAUGCUCAGCUCUUAUCUUAUGUAGGUAGACAGGGUGUCAUUUGACUAUUUGAGCUAUGCAGUAUGAAGGUUUACUUUACAUCAGUGUUUAUAGACAUAAGGUUGAUGGAAACGAUGGUGAGUGGGAGCUGGGCUGAGUCAGAUUGUUUCUGAAGGGUUUACCAUGUGAAGUUGGCUCCCAAAGUAGGACCAAGCUCGGAUAUUAAAGGAUGGUGAUUGUUUUUAAUGAAUAGUGCACAGAAUUGGUCUUACCAAGACAGAAUCGAUUUGUUUUACUAAGACUAAUUUCACCCAUGUUUUGUUUUUUAUUUAAUCUUAGAAUCGGUCUCACUAAGACCAAUUGCAACCUUUUUUUAUUGUUCUUUUUUAAAUCUCUCAAUAGAUCUUACUGAGACUGAUUUUAACCAUAUAUAUUUUUGUUUCAAUCUAAAAUCAGUCUCACUAAUAAGAUAUAUUAGCCAUCUUUGUUUAUUUAUUUUAAUCUUGAAAUUUUUUCCGUUAAUACUGAUGUCAACUUCUUCUCCCAAAAAAAAAA